AUGGUGGUAGAAUUUACCUUCGAAAUAAAUUCAUUAUCGAAUUGGUUGCUUCUUUCCGAUGCUUAUUUCGGAUGUGAUUUCAAAAUUAAAGAAGGAACUCAGAAUCAAGUUCCACAAACAAAUACAACGUUAGAAAACAAUUUCUUUCCAUCUUUAUUUAGCGAGAUGGUUUUGGAAGCUGGUUCAAAUUCGAUAGAAACAAUUAAUCACCCUGGGAAAUUCGACACAAUGUUGAAAACAGUUUUAUAUCCUAAAGAUUUCGAUUCAGUCUCAGGCUGGAUACCCGAUGUUGGCGAUGGAAGUGUUUUAAAAGAACCGGUAAGAAAUCUUGCAAAUGAUGCCGAUUUAGCUAGAGUGAGAGUUGUCGCUCUAAACACAACAGAAAGAGUAGCACGAGCAGCUAAUCAUAGAUUCUAA
Messenger RNA from Lottia gigantea (owl limpet), 417 nucleotides. RefSeq lists its product as hypothetical. Bases 1 to 417 code for a protein of 138 amino acids. The record is from RefSeq and is a predicted model, not a curated record. The transcript has a single exon. Lineage: Eukaryota; Metazoa; Mollusca; Gastropoda; Lottiidae.